Molecule: messenger RNA, 2365 nt
Organism: Eurytemora carolleeae
Lineage: Eukaryota; Metazoa; Arthropoda; Copepoda; Calanoida; Temoridae
Exons: 15
Coding region: 375-1826 (483 amino acids)
Cellular component (GO): cytosol
Molecular function (GO): protein kinase A regulatory subunit binding; RNA binding
Source: RefSeq, a predicted model, not a curated record
UGGAAUUUGUAAAAAUACAUCAACAGUCAAAAAUAAGAAGUUUCGAAAAUUUCGUGAACGUUUUCUUUUGUUAAAACAUGGCCCAAAGCAUGUUGUAUCUCUUGAAAAAUCCAGCUAUCCAAACUCUGACUCGUCAUAAAGUCGUCUUCGACAAAAUUUCUAUUUGUUGCGCAUUUUCUAAAGUAGAUAAAUUAACAGCGUAAUAAAAGCAGUGAGUUACUAGUUAGCUAAGCUAGGUGAAACUCUUAACAUAUUGGAAUAUAUUGUCUUUUCUCAAUGGGAUUGUCCCAAUAAUUGUAAAUUACCCUUCAAAGAGUUUAAAACACGAUUCACAACAGUAACUGUUAAAAAUCCGCCAGAGAAGUGAUAGUAAGAUGUUAGAUGAAAGUCUGGAAAAAGAUGAAAUAAACACCUCUAAAUCAGUCCAAGGAUCAAGAUUAGAGGCUCAGCCAAAGAAGAAUAAAAAAGAAAGAAAAAAGAAAAACAAACAAGAAAAGAAACCGAUCCUUCCUGAAAAGGGAUGGCCAAAUGUAUUUUUAGCAUUUCAGAUAAGGAAUCCUGAAAUUCACAAGAAGCUUAUUAAUAUUCAGUACUCUGCUGUAAACAAAAAUAAGAAUUUGAUGAUUGGAUACGAGUCGAUGAAAAAAGCUCACGUGACCCUGUUUGUUGCAUACGUCGAAGAGGAUAAAAUGGAACAGUUUAAGGGAAUUUUGGAAGAAUAUUUCAACGGCAACCUGAAAAACAGAUUUACCGAAGAACCCUUUACAAUCAGUUUUCAAGGACUUGGACAUUUCAAGGACAAGGUCGUCUUUGGUCAGCCUGUAACGGGAGUUGAAACUAUUCAAAGAAUAGCGGAGGAAUUGAAGGAUCACUUGACAAAAGCUGGAAUAGAUGAUAAAGCUGUAUUUUCUGUAGAUUACUUGAUAAAAGCUAGAAUAGAUGUGAAAAAAGACGAUCAUCCUGUAAACCCUCAUCUUACAAUAUUCAAGUGCAAGAAGCAUUUACGGAAUAUUCCUCUUGAACUUUUUGAAGAAUAUAAAGAUUUAGAUCUAGGUGAAGGCAGUAUAACUUCUCUUCAACUGCUCAGUUUCAGAAAACCUAAAGAUGAAUUUGGAUAUUUUCAUCGUGAAGACGAAUACUUCUUUAAUACAGAAAGCUGGGGAUCAUGUUCACCAAGUGGGCCUCAUACAGAGUGUUGUGAAAAUGAAGAAAUGACGAAAUUCUUCCAAAAUUCCAAAAUUGAAGCUUUGGAAAAGAUGCCUUUUAAUCAUGAAAUCAGACUAAGCAACGUGCCUGUAAACACUAAGAAGUCUGACUUAGAAAAUAUGCUAAAGUCCUUUGGAAAAAUAUCAGAUAUACGCUUGGAUGAAGAUGCCAGUACUGUGUAUGUAAACUAUUGUAAUGAGUCUGACACUGCAGCAGCAAUAACAAGAAUAGACGGAUACGAAUACAAUCAUUGUAUUCUGAAAGCAGAAUUGGUUUACAGAGGUGACAGAAUAAAAUACAAGGAGAAGCAAGCUUUCUCAACAGAUUUUCAAAAUGUCAAGACAAAGGCCAAAAGAGGCAAAAAACUGAAGAAGGUUAACAACACAUUGCAGCAUACAAGUGCCAUUGGGUUGUCAAAUAACAGCACAUUGGAGAAAACAGGGGCCAUUGAGUCGUUAAAUACCAGCACAGGGGAUCAGACAAGUGCCGUUGAGUCGUCAAAUCAAAGCAGAGUAAACCAGACAAGUGCCAUUGGGUUGUCAGAUAACAACACAAAGGACUCUACACAUGCCAUUGGGACCACAAGUAACCACACAGACGAGGACACAAGUGCCGUUUAAGACAUUUGUUAAUGUGGCAACAAAGCUGGGGGACCAAAAGACCAAAAGUAUAAUGAAGUUUACAGACAUUUUUUUAUUUCAAUGCACUUUUUGAAAAGUUGAUGGGAAAGUUCCUGUGAUCUUGCCAGGCUACAUUUAUGUUGCAUAAAACGUGUUGGGUCGAUUUUACACUGGGUAGUCCAGACUGAACAGUACAUAUAGAAUUCCUGUUGUUCCAGCUCGGUUCAUGCUUACCUCAAAUUUGGUGAUUUGGUAAUUCAAACUUUGACAUAAACUUGAUUUAGUUGAAUUUAUAGUUUAAAAUGUCGAAGGAAUAUCGCUUCAGGUUGCACAGAUAUAAUGAGAAGAGUGUUUAGUUCCUUUAAUCUACAACUUUUGUAAAAAAACAUUUAUGAAUUUGCUUAAGUCAAAAUAUUUCCUGAUUUAAUUUAUGUUUUCUAUUUAUGUAAAGAAUUAAUACCAUAAAUGAAAAAUUAGAUACAUAACAUUUAAAAUUCGGUGAUGGUAAUGGACCAAACUUCUGUAGAGUAAAAAAGUAG